Dinoponera quadriceps is the source of this 3392-nucleotide messenger RNA. Its product is annotated as zinc finger protein 595-like. The transcript has 4 exons. Lineage: Eukaryota; Metazoa; Arthropoda; Insecta; Hymenoptera; Formicidae. Bases 218 to 2587 code for a protein of 789 amino acids. Gene Ontology annotation, cellular component: nucleus. The record is from RefSeq and is a predicted model, not a curated record. Gene Ontology annotation, molecular function: RNA polymerase II transcription regulatory region sequence-specific DNA binding; DNA-binding transcription factor activity, RNA polymerase II-specific. Gene Ontology annotation, biological process: regulation of transcription by RNA polymerase II.
UUUCGCGUUUUCUGCACGACACGUUCUUUAGGUUAUGCGUCGUGCGAUUACUUUACAAAUGCCUCAAGGCAUUCGCGCAAUUUCAUCAACGUUUGACUUAAGCCUUUCGAAAAAUUCACAGACUGGAUGCAACAUUUUCUCCCACUUGUAAUAUGACAAUCAUAUCUUUGCACAAAUAUCUCGAGCAUUAUCAAUUGUCAAAACCGCACGAUCAGAAAUGAUGACGCUACGUUUGUUUGACUGUCAGGACUAUCCAACUCUGGAUGCUAUACCAAACAUGUACACAGAGAAUGGUGAAAUGGAAAAUUAUGAUUACCUGCGUGAAUGCAUCAAUAAUUUGGAAAGUAAAGAUUCUGGAGUCAAUGUAUCGGCUACUUCCACCAGUACCUUGGAUAUCGGCUUGCAAGGAAACAGCUUAGACGAUGUUAACUUGAGCAACAUUGAUUUUAAUUUCAUAAAAAUCGAAAACCUGCUCUUACAAAAUGUUGAGGAGUCUGAAAUUUGUGCAAAGAACAAAGAGGUAAAGCAGGAAAAGUCAGCCGAUAUCGAUAUUCCAGAUUCUAUCGGGAAUUUUGACACAGUCAGCCUGGGUUACAACACUUUCUCCAAUUUCUCCAAUAGCAAUUCCAUCAAACCAUCAAAUGAUGUAUCAACAGCUAUUAAUAACGAUGAAUCUCAUACAUUUGAUAAAGAUUUAACAGCUCAAUUCAACGGCUCAGAAACAAAGCAAACAGUGGAGUUUUAUAACUGUUCUGUCAAACCUUUUACGAAAAAAGAUAAUAAUGAUAAUAUCAAUUCUAGUACAGACAAAGAUAGCAAUUGCACAAAGCCUGUUUCAUCUGAGCUGAAGCAUGGAGUGAAAGUCGACAAUCUGGAACAGUCAGAUGUAGAUGGACAAGUACAGAAGUGCGAACAGUGUUUAAUGACAUUCAGAUACAAAAGACACCUGGAUCGCCACUUGGAAGGUCAUAAAAAGAACAACUGCCCUCAUUGCAACGGAAAAUUUGCCAGGCGGAAGCAUCUGGAGGUACACUUGUUCCGCGCACACGGAGAAAGGAUUGUCAAACAUCUGUACUUGUGCGACGUAUGUCCGAGGAGCUUUCCGAAACGCGUCCUUCUGAAUCGUCACAGAGCGAAGCACAAUUACCAAAGCGGCAAAGUAUGUUCGGAAUGCGGGGACAUGAUUAAACCAGACACAGACGAAAAGGAACACGAGGAGAACCACUGUAAGAAGAAGCAGUUCAAAUGCGAACAGUGCUCGCAAACGUUCAGUAUCGAGCAGACGUAUUUAUCUCAUAUACAGAAUCACAAUAAUCACAAGUGUCCCAACUGUGACGUUAGUUUCGCGUCGAAGAAGAAAGCUCAUGAACACUUCAAAGCGGUUCACACCCCAAAGUUGAGCGAGUCUGAAGCGACAAGCAACGAUCUACAUUAUUGUGCCAGCUGCAGGCACAGGUUUGUGAAGAAGGAUGACUACUUUCGGCAUCUGGAGUCGACGUUGCACCUCAGUAAAGUCAACAGGGACACGCCUAUAAAGGCUAUAUUUUCGUGUACGAUCUGCGCGAAGAAACUGUUCACGCAACGGGCCCUGGAUCAGCACAUCAGGCGUAUACACAAGGGCGAGAAGCGAUUCGCCUGCGACAUAUACGGAUGUACGUUUCAGUGUGCCAGACGAACGGAUCUGGAUAGGCACAAGCAUCUGCACGUGGAGGAGCGGAACGUCGUGUGCGAGCACUGCGGCAAAACGUUCACCAGCGUCAGCAUUCUCAAGGACCAUGUGCUUUACAUCCACAGCAAAGAGCGGCAGUUCAUUUGUGAGGAGUGCGGCAAGGCGUUCAAGAGGAACAGUUUACUUAAGAGACACAAACUGUCGCAUGCGCAGCACCGGCCGUUCGUCUGCAUGCAGUGCAGCACGGCGUUUAAACGUUCGCACCAUCUCACUCGUCACAUGGAGGCCUGUCACAGAAUCACGCUGGAAAAGAAAAAAAAGGUGAUGAAGCUCAUGAAGACAGAAGAUGGUAAUCUUGUGCCAGUGCCGGAGAAUCCAAAACGGUCCAAGUCUAAUAAGAUAAAAACCAAGAAAGAGCGCAAAUCAGUUGAAAAGAAAAAGGAGGAAGAUCACUCGAUCAUGAAUCCAAAUGAACAGAUUGCGAGUGUCGACUUGCAACUGCAGAGUCAGCCGUCAUCGACGAACUCUGAGGAGAACUCUGAAUGCCCGAACUUGUCGUUAGAACUUACAAAUCUGUCUGUAAUCGACUCUAUUCCGCAAGUUCUUUCGUUAGUGGAUAUCACCACGGGACAAAUGCUGACUGUGCAAGUCACUAAUCCGGAAUUGUUACCGAGCAACGAGCUCGCUGAUCAGUUCGAGACGAAUUGCAACGAGAUCUUGAAUUUGCCGGAUUAUCAGGAUAUAGAAUUUCAAAAUAGUCUUUUGAACGCGGAUCAAACGUGCUACGACAGUGCGAGUUAUUCGGAGGUUUCGUUAGAAAAUAUCGAGGACUCGGUCCCGCUUAUGAAUAACAAUUGUAAGAUAGAAGAGAUAGAGAGAUAUUUGAUACGCGAAUUUUCGCCGUUUUAUAAUCUUUAAAAAUUUGCAGAAUGAAAUAGUUGCGUACAUAUACAGUUGUGUUUGCUCAAGUUUCGCGUCUGUUGUUUUAUUCGAAUGCAAAAUCUAGACAUUGUUAUUUUGUUAAUGACAAAGAAUGUUGCGAAAUUAUACAUAAUGUGUAUAUAUAUAUUUUUCUGUAUUUAUUUUACUUCGCGAAACACGUAACUAGCACCUGAUUUUUAUUUUUAAAGAUGAACGAAUAUAUGUAUUUUUAAUAUCGUGCAUAUAUAUAUAUAUAUAUAUAUAUUUUUUCGUACGAAACAGAUUUCACUACCUCGUAAAAUAAGUGAACAUUUGAAUCGUAUUCUUAAAAAUAAAAUAACGGCACAUCGCAUGCGUAUAUAUGUAGAAAUACAAAAAUUCAUAGAUAUAUUAUCUUCGAUAUUUUUAAUGAUCGAUAGAGUUAUACGUAAAACACAUGUGAUAAUAUAAUGUGUAAUAUAUAGUUUUUACUUAAUUCUGUAAUAUAGUUAAUAUAUCACCAAGCAAUUUUACGAGAUUUCAAACACACAUUGUAUAACAUCGCCAACUGUAAAAUUUAUUUAUCAACAGUUUCUUUGUACAAAUACAGAUGUUAUAUGUGAUGUAUAUAUAUGUAUACACAACCGAGUGCAGUAACGUUGUCCACUGAUGAUAAAUAACACGUUAAAACAUAUCAGCUUAUGAUAUGUAGAUUUAUAUUCUCCAUAAAAUAAAACUUCUGUGAACCAUAUGCCGUAUAAUCAUAUUAAUAUAUAAUAAUUACUUGUAUAUAAUUAUCAUAUAUAUAUAAUAUGCAGAAUCA